Molecule: messenger RNA, 2316 nt
Organism: Thalassophryne amazonica
Lineage: Eukaryota; Metazoa; Chordata; Actinopteri; Batrachoidiformes; Batrachoididae
Gene: nt5c2b
Product: 5'-nucleotidase, cytosolic IIb
Exons: 18
Coding region: 115-1854 (579 amino acids)
Molecular function (GO): 5'-nucleotidase activity
Source: RefSeq, a predicted model, not a curated record
UCGCGUCAUUCGGCUCAGAACCGACGGGACACCUGCGGCAGCGCGUGCGUAGGGCGAAACGGUUGGCGGCUUUCAGAGGAAGUCUUCCGUCGCUCUGCGGGCUGCUGACGGCGCAUGCGCAGACUGACGCUGCGGCUCUUUUAUUGCGGAACUCGCAGAUAUUACAUUUUGAUGAUGACGACUUCAUGGAGCGAUAGACUGCAAAACUAUGCAGACAUGCCCGCCAACAUGGACGGCCUGACCAUGAAGAAAUACAGGAGAGAACCCUAUCACAGAGUGUUUGUGAACAGAAGCUUGGCGAUGGAGAAGAUAAAGUGCUUUGGCUUUGAUAUGGAUUACACUUUAGCAGUGUACAAGUCACCAGAAUACGAGUCACUUGGCUUUGAGCUGACAGUGGAGCGCCUGGUUUCUAUUGGUUACCCACAGGAGCUGCUCAGCUUUGCCUAUGAUCCAUCCUUUCCCACUAGGGGCCUCGUGUUUGACACCAUGUAUGGAAACCUGUUGAAGGUCGACGCCUACGGCAACAUCUUGGUCUGUGUUCAUGGAUUCAACUUCUUACGGGGUCCUGAGAUACGUGAACGGUACCCAAACAAGUUCAUCCAGCGAGAUGACACGGAACGUUUUUAUAUCCUUAAUACACUUUUUAACCUGCCAGAGACCUACCUGCUUGCCUGUCUGGUGGAUUUCUUCUCCAACUGUGAUAGAUAUGCAAGCUGUGAAACCGGAUUCAAGGACGGUGACCUCUUCAUGUCCUUUAAGAGCAUGUUCCAAGACGUCCGUGAUGCCGUCGACUGGGUCCACUUCAAGGGAACUCUGAAGGAGAAGACUGUCGAGAACUUGGAGAAGUAUGUAGUUAAAGAUCAAAAGCUGCCGCUGCUUCUCAGCCGGAUGAAUGAGGUCGCAAAAGUCUUCUUGGCUACCAACAGUGACUACAAAUACACCGACAAAAUCAUGACCUACCUGUUUGAUUUUCCACAUGGCCCAAAGCCUGGUACCGCCCACCGGCCUUGGCAGUCCUAUUUUGAUCUGAUCCUGGUCGACGCGAGAAAGCCCGUCUUCUUCGGUGAGGGCACGGUGCUAAGACAAGUCGACACGACGACCGGACGUCUGAAGAUAGGAACCUACACAGGACCUUUGCAGCACGGGAUAGUCUACUCUGGCGGAUCUUCAGACAUUGUGUGUGACUUGCUGGGGGCUAAAGGGAAGGACAUAGUCUACAUUGGGGACCACAUCUUUGGAGACAUCCUCAAGUCCAAGAAGCGUCAAGGCUGGAGGACCUUUCUGGUCAUACCUGAACUGGCGCAGGAGCUUCACGUCUGGACCGACAAGAGCUCACUGUUUGAAGAACUGCAGGGUCUGGACGUUUUCCUGGCAGAGCUCUACAAACAUCUGGACAGCAGCAGCAAUGAGAGACCGGACAUCAGCACGAUCCAGAGAAGAGUGAAGAAAGUGACACACGACAUGGACAUGUGCUACGGCAUGAUGGGAAGCCUUUUCCGCAGUGGCUCCAGACAGACCCUGUUUGCCUCCCAAGUGAUGCGUUACGCCGAUCUGUACGCCGCGUCCUUCAUCAACCUGCUGUACUACCCGUUCAGCUACCUCUUCAGAGCUGCUCAUGUGCUGAUGCCUCAUGAGUCUACCGUGGAACACGCCCACGUGGACAUCGACGCAGAGUCACCGCUGGCCACUCGAAACCGCAACGACUGCAAGGACCUGGAGGGCAAACGUAGCCACCUGACGCGCUCCUUCAGCGAGAUCAAACCCCCAAACCUGUUCCCCCAGACUCCCCAAGAGAUCACGCACUGCCACGACGAGGACGACGACGAGGAGGAGGAGGAGGAGGAGGAGGAGUAACGUACUGGAAGUGGAGAGCUGUGUUGUUGUGUGUAGCAGGUUUGAGUCAGCAGCAACAAAAGCUACUCUGUGUGUGUGUGUGUGUGUGUGUGUGUGUGUGUGUGUGUGUGUGUGUGUGUGUGUGUGUGUGUGUGUGUGUGUGUGUGUGUGUGUGUGUGUGUAUAAAUGUUACAAUACUGUCAUGCAAUAAACAUACACACACACAAGCUGGACCAGCAGAGUAUUAAAGGACCAGUAAUGAAGUCACAUGACUGUCUGCAUGCUUUGCCCCCAAACUUUGUUAAAUAAGAGUUUUUCGUAACCUUUUAUAUGCUAAGUUUUAAGGAACUGUUAAUUAAACGGUUGUUAUCACUUUAUUUGGAUACUGUCAAUCAUACAAUAUGCACGUUAAUGCAACGAAAAAGAAAAAAAAGCAUUUCAGUUGACUGUGAUUUAAAAAAAAAAAAAAAGUUUUUAUGCAAU